AUGGCCUUCUCGCCCUUCUUUUCUUCUUUCUCGAGGAGGAGGAAGUCGCUGGCGGCGGGGGUUUUCUUCCCGGGGAGGGAUCUCUCUGAUGUGGACCUGGUACGAACACUCGCCAGCCUCGCCGGCGAGGUGUGCUCGUCCGUCAAGGCUUCCGCUCCUUUCCAGCGGCGAAACUCCCGGUCCCUCAUCAGCAAGGUGAAGAUCUUCCUCUCCCUGUUCGAGUUUCUCCGGGACUCCUUCACCGGGGAUCGCCUGCCGUCGUCCGCCACUCUCUGCUUCAAGGAGAUCCACAUCCUUCUCGGCCGAUCGAAGAACCUGCUCGUCUACUGCGCGCAGUCCAGCCGGAUCUGGCUGCUCCUCCAGAGCGUCCAGAUCUCCGGCCAGUUCCACGACCUCAACCAGGAGAUCUCCACCCUCCUGGACGUCCUCCCCCUGGGGGACCUCGCCCUCGCGGCGGAUGUACAGGAGCAGAUCGAGCUCCUGCAGCGGCAGGCAAGGCGGUCCAAGCUUUUCCUCGAUCCCCGGGAGGAGGCGUUGCUGCGGCGGAUUGACGCCUUCAUCGACGAGUUGGACAAGGGGCGGUCGCCGGAUCUGUCGGAGCUCCGGGAGGUCUUUGUCGAUGGCCUGGCAAUCCGGGAGGCCUCUGCCUGCAAGGCCGAGGUCGACUUCCUCGAGCAGAUCUGCAACGAGGAGGAGGUGGCGGACAUCUCCUUCCUCCACAGCGUCGUCGCCCUCGCACGGUAUGCGAGAUUCUCCCUCUUCGGCUUCGACGCGGACGCUGGUGAGAUCUACGGCGAUCGCAGGAUGCUCGAGGAGGCGCCGCCGCCGCCGCCAUCCAUGGGGCCCGGGGACGCCGUUCCUCCCAAGGAAUUCUGCUGCCCUAUUUCGCUGGAUCUGAUGCGGGAUCCGGUGAUCGUCUGCACAGGGCAGACCUACGACCGCUCCUCCAUCGUCCGGUGGAUGAACGAGGGCCACAGCUCCUGCCCUAACUCCGGCCAGCCGCUCCGACACAGCCGCCUGGUUCCCAACAGAGCUCUGCGGAGCCUGAUCUCGCAGUGGUGCGCCGCCCACGGCGUCAUCUUCGACCCACCGGAGUCCUCCGACGGCGGCGACGGCGGCUGCCCUGAGCCCGCGGCCUCUGGGCCCAUUAGCAGGGCCGCCGUGGAGGCCAACCGCGCGACGGCGAAGCUCCUAGUGGCGCAGCUCUCGUGGGGGGGCGACGCCGCCAAGACGGUGGCGGCCCGGGAGCUGCGGCUGCUGGCCAAGAACGGUGGGGAGAACAGAGCUUCUAUCGCCGAGGCCGGCGCCAUCCCCCUUCUCCGGCGACUGCUCUCCUCGCCGGACCCGGCGGCGCAGGAGAACUCCGUGACUGCGAUCCUCAAUCUCUCCAUCCUCGAGAAGAACAAGAGCCAGAUAAUGGCGGAGCCGGGCUGCCUGAGCUCCAUCGUGGAGGUUCUGAUCUCCGGGCGGACGACGGAGGCGAGGGAGAACGCAGCGGCGACCCUGUUCAGCCUCUCCGCCGUCCACGACUAUAAGAAGAUGAUCUCCUCCGAGGAGGGCGCGGUGGAGGCCCUCAUGGGGCUGUUGCGGGAGGGAAGCCAGAGGGGGAAGAAGGACGCGGUGACGGCGCUGUUCAAUAUCUCCACCCACUGCGACUGCUGCGAGAGGAUGAUCCAGAGUGGAGCCACGUCCGCCCUGGUGGCGGCGCUGGCGGAGGACGCCGUCGCAGAGGAGGCGGCAGGAGCCUUGGCUCUGCUGAUGAGGCAGCCAGCGGCGGCGGCGGCCAUCGGCGGGGAGGAGGCGGCGGUUCCCGGAUUGGCGGGGCUGAUGGGGAGGGGAACCCCGCGGGCGAAGGAGUACGCCGUGGCGGCGCUGCUGGAGUUGUGUCGCUGCGGCGGCGCCGCCAUGACGGAGAAGGUGGCGAGGGCGCCGGCUCUGGGUGCCUUGUUGCAGACGCUGCUCUUCACCGGGACGAAGCGGGCGAGGAGGAAGGCGGCGUCGCUAGCGAAACUCUGCCAGCGCUGCCACUUGGCGCUCGACGGCGGAUGGGCCCUGGAGUAUGCCCUCUCUCGGAGCAGCUCCAUCCGGCGGAGCAGGAACUUCGGCCGCGGUGAUGUCUCAGUCUCCGUUCCCGUUUCAAUCUCCGUGCCCGUUCUCUAG
Messenger RNA from Spirodela intermedia, 2160 nucleotides. Lineage: Eukaryota; Viridiplantae; Streptophyta; Magnoliopsida; Alismatales; Araceae. The record is from the annotation of a GenBank genome assembly.